GGCUUCAGACUUGCACAGCAGGUCGGUGGUGGCGGGUUUUCGAGCGUGUUUCGAGCAGUGAAUGUCGAGGAGCAUCGUAUUGCAGCGUGCAAAGUGGUUUUAUUGACAAAGGAGACUACUCCCUAUCAGCGUAAAACUCUUGACAAAGAGAUGCGUGUGCACACUGCAUUGAAGCAUCAGAACGUCUUGGAAUUCAUUAACGCAGUGGUCGUCGAGCCUGACAAACGACCAAAAUACAUUCCCGCAAUCUACAUGCUCCUGGAGUUCGCUGCAGGGGGUGACCUCUUCGACAAGAUAGCUCCAGACAUUGGUCUCGACGAAGAUACUACGCAUUUUUUUUUUCUCCAGCUCCUGGAGGGACUGAGCUUUAUCCAUGGAGAGGGCGUUUGCCAUCGAGACUUGAAACCUGAAAAUAUCCUACUCGAUAUCACUGGCAAACUCAAAAUCUCAGAUUUCGGGCUUUGCUCCGUGUAUAAGCUAAAGGAGUCCGGCAGAACUCGCAUGCUUACAGAGCGGUGUGGGAGUCUCCCUUAUGUCGCUCCAGAAACGCGCUUUCAGCUUGAUUCUGAAGAUCCAUAUCAAGCGGAACCCAUUGACGUGUGGGGAGUUGGUGUUAUCCUCUUCACAAUGCUCGUUGGAAACACCCCUUGGGACGAACCCACAAAGCGCAGCUACGAGUAUUCUCGAUAUAUUACCGGUAAAAUAUUUGACGAUGAUCCUUGGAAACGUAUUGGAAAAGUUACUUUAUCACUUUUGACACGUUUACUCGACGUCGACCCGUCGACGCGUAUCACUUUGGCGGAGGCAAAACAACAUCCAUGGGUCCUCCGAUUGAGUCAAAUUGCCUCCCAAGGGCCGGUCGCAUUGGCUGAAAAGUUAACUCGGUCCCUCCGUGAGCAAGGUGAUCUGGAACUGGCAAACCCCGAUCUUGAGUCUCGGCCGCUAGUGGAUAAAGAUGGGGAUCAAGUGAUGUUGACUGCGACGCGUAGCUCACAAUUCACACAAUCACUCCUUCUAUUCUCACAAACCCAGUCAGGGACACGCUAUACCCCUCAACUUACACGCUUUUAUGCGCGCAUACAGCCACCCCGUCUUCUUGAGUUGAUAGAACAAUCCCUAGUAGAAUUCCGUGUCAAAGUCAAACACGUAGACCCCGAUGAAUCGAGUGGCUCUCCCGAUGACAUGCGAUGCCGCAUCGGUGGAUUCGAUAAAAGACGCGUCCAAUUUCGCGGGUGGGUCAUCGUGCAACGUUUCGUGGACCGGGACAUCGAGGGUAGCUUCUGUAUCAUGCAGCGCGACGAAGGUAACCCGUUGUCAUGGAGGGAACUCUGGAAAGCUGUUGUACAAUCUCCCAGGGUCGAGCGAUACGUCUUGAAGCGGCGAUGA
This is a messenger RNA of Heterobasidion irregulare TC 32-1, 1386 nucleotides long. RefSeq lists its product as uncharacterized. The transcript is spliced from 11 exons. Gene Ontology annotation, biological process: protein phosphorylation; intracellular signal transduction. Gene Ontology annotation, molecular function: ATP binding; protein serine/threonine kinase activity. The annotation marks the transcript as partial. The record is from RefSeq and is a predicted model, not a curated record. Lineage: Eukaryota; Fungi; Basidiomycota; Agaricomycetes; Russulales; Bondarzewiaceae.